AUUGUUGCACUUUAUGCAGUACAGUCCAUAAUAUUGCAAGUUCUGAGCUAACCAUUUAAGAGAUUUAGAAACUCGAGCAGGCUUUCCGUUAGCACUUGACAUCAUGACUCGUCGACGAACAUGCGCAACUGUCGUGAUGCGGAUUGUUUCGGCCAGUACUUGCGGUGGCUACAUCGCAUUUGUGAAUGGUGAUGAUAGGCGGGCUGAUACAUCGAGGCCGUGACCUGUCACGGAGACCGCGUUCGUAUUUUGGCAAGAUGGGAGAUGUGGAUAAAUGGAUAGAUAUUGCGAAAGACUGCAAAUAUCUCCCCGAAAACGACCUAAAGAGCUUGUGUGAUGCUGUGUGUGACCUGUUGAUGGAGGAGUCCAACAUUCAACCAGUCCCUUGUCCAGUCACAGUCUGCGGAGAUAUCCAUGGACAGUUUUACGACCUGGAGGAACUCUUCAGAACUGGCGGACAGGUGCCCGACACCAACUACGUGUUCCUGGGCGACUUCGUGGACCGCGGCUACUACAGCCUGGAGACGCUGACGCGCCUGCUGACGCUCAAGGCCAAGUGGCCCGACAAAAUCACGCUGCUGCGCGGCAACCACGAGUCGCGCCAGAUCACCCAGGUGUACGGCUUCUACGACGAGUGUCAGAAAAAGUACGGCAACGCCAAUGCCUGGAAGUACUGUUGCAAGGUGUUCGACCUGCUAACCAUUGCUGCGAUCAUCGAGGACGAGGUGUUGUGCGUACACGGCGGCCUCUCGCCCUACAUCCGGUCGCUGGACCAGAUCCGGGUGAUCGACCGGAAUCAGGAGAUCCCGCACCAGGGGGCGUUCUGUGACCUGGUGUGGUCAGACCCGGAAGACGUCGAGUCGUGGGCCACCAGCCCUCGCGGCGCCGGCUGGCUGUUCGGGGCCAAGGUGACGCACGAGUUCAUGCUCGAGAACAGCCUGAAGCUCAUCUGCCGGGCCCACCAGCUGGUGAACGAGGGCUACAAGUACGUCUUCGACGAGAAGCUGGUGACUGUGUGGUCGGCACCCAACUACUGCUAUCGCUGCGGCAAUGUGGCGGCCGUGCUCUGCUUCAAUGACAUCAACAAUAAAGAGGUGAAGAUCUUCCGCGCCGUGCCCGAGGAGAACAGGAAGGUGCCGCCAAGCAUCACCACGCCGUACUUCUUGUAGUGAGCGCUGUCGACAGAUGGCGUUGAUGUCGACGUGGGUGCUCAACCAACUGCAUCUGCGUGAGAUAACUGUCCGUGGUGCUUGCGCGUGGCAGUGCAUGCUUCAGGCCGGACGGCGUGGUCUGGUACGUCGUUGGUGGUACCCGCCGACAUCAGUUUUGGUGGACAUGUGCACCCUCAUGCAUUCAGGGGUAGGGGCCCGUGUGCCCGAGUGAGCAAGACUCGAAGGACACGUGUGCUCACCAACGAGGGUGUUCUAUGUGCUAGCGAGGGAGACGCGACGGGCGCGCGAGCUCAGUGUG
Molecule: messenger RNA, 1470 nt
Organism: Pollicipes pollicipes
Lineage: Eukaryota; Metazoa; Arthropoda; Thecostraca; Pollicipedomorpha; Pollicipedidae
Product: serine/threonine-protein phosphatase 6 catalytic subunit
Exons: 7
Coding region: 186-1169 (327 amino acids)
Molecular function (GO): protein serine/threonine phosphatase activity
Source: RefSeq, a predicted model, not a curated record